AGUCGUCUGCCUUUUUUAACUUCAAAGCUUUGAAUAUUUGAAUUGAAAUAACAGUUGGGAUUUUCCUACAGUAGAGUAAAAUCUAAAUAUUGUUACAGUACAAUGACUACCGAAUUAACACUAAAAUUGGAUGAUAUUGAUUUCAAUGUGUUGUCGGAAAUGGUGUAUGAAGAAAACCGAUUGAGCACUUUUUUAAAAAAUCGACAGUGGCCUUUCUUGGAAGACUGCAAUUGCACUCCUGAGAAGAUGGCUACAGCAGGGUUCUACUGGUGUGGCUCUGAGAGUCAGCCCGAUCUAGUGAGGUGUUUUGUUUGUCUUAAAGAUUUUGAAGGCUGGGAGCCCAACGAUAUCCCUAAGGAUGAACAUAAAAGGCUUAGCCCUCAGUGUCCCUAUGUCAAGUUGGGAAAGGAGCCGGAAAAUUGUACAGUGAAAGAGGUGAUGGAGUUGUGUCAAAAAAGUUUAAUCAACUUUAUUGGAAAAGUAUCUAACACACAAGUAGAGCAGUAUACAAAUCUGGCUAAAGAAAUUUCCAACAAACUAGAAUUUUUGGGGGAAAGUAACAUGGAUGUAUCUGAUUAAAUUGUUUAUAAUAUAUGUCAUAAGACAAAAUAAAAUCCAUAAUGCUUCUAAGUG
This is a messenger RNA of Daphnia pulicaria, 633 nucleotides long. RefSeq names its product baculoviral IAP repeat-containing protein 5-like (gene Det). NCBI's taxonomy places the organism in Eukaryota, Metazoa, Arthropoda, Branchiopoda, Diplostraca, Daphniidae. Bases 103 to 579 code for a protein of 158 amino acids. The transcript has 4 exons. The record is from RefSeq and is a predicted model, not a curated record.